Messenger RNA from Paramecium pentaurelia, 993 nucleotides. NCBI's taxonomy places the organism in Eukaryota, Ciliophora, Oligohymenophorea, Peniculida, Parameciidae. The record is from the annotation of a GenBank genome assembly.
AUGUUUGUCAAAAGUUCAAUAUAACAUGUAGAAGCAAUUUAGAAUUAAUCAACUAUUAUAGAAUAAAAAAUUUAAGUAUUCUUAAAUAAAAUUAUUUAGAAUGAAAUCGAAGAAGCUUCAAAAUUCUUUGGAAUAACAAAAAUUGAUUCUGAUAUAAGAACUAGUUUGAAAUAAUAAGAAUAUUUAUGCAGAUUAUUAGAAAAUAUAGAAAUAUUAAUGUAAUCAUUUAUUCAUAUUAUUAUUAGAUUAUUCAAUUAUAAUUUUCCAAAAAGCAAUCCAAAGUAUUUUGUUUUAUAAAAAUUUGAAAAGAAUCCUUUAAUUGAUGAAGAGACUUGGCAGAUCAAAAUAGAAAAUGAAAAUACAAUUUUGAAUACACUAAAUUCACUUUUAAUUCAAUUCACUCAAAAUCCUCCAUAACCAGAUAUGUGGAUUUAAUAAUAAAUUUAGUAAUCAACUUAAUAGUUGCCUAUUCCUCUAAAUGAUUUCAAUAAUUAGGAAAUAAGUAUGUUAAAUAAAAUAUUAGAAGUAUAAAUUAAAAGAGAUCUAUUAUAAAUAAUGAAACAAAAGGCAAUUAAAAAUUAAGACCUUUUAGGUAUUAAAUAAUUAAUAAUUAAUUAGAAAAAAUUCAAUAAAAUUAUAUUGAAAUAGAGAAACUUAAGCAGGAUUUGAAAAUUGUUUAUAAUAAAUUUCAAGAGGUCCAAUAGAAUGCAACAAUAUUAAAUGCUUAAUGUAGUACAAUUAUUAAUGUAAAUUAAAAACUAUUUAUUAUUUUAGAAAUUUUCUAAUUACGAAUUGCUUAGAAUAUUGUAAGAUAAAUAGGGUUAACUAGAUAAAACUUAGGAAUAAUAUUAUGAGUUAAAAUUAAAGGAUACAAUUGAUGAAAAAGAGAGUAUUUAUAACCAAUUCUUAAAUAAUAGAAUGGAAUUUCAUAAAUGUAAUUCUACUCUCACUAUUUUGAAAUAAAAUAUUUAUUAAUAAUCAUUUAUAAAUUGA